AUGCGCCGUGGAUCGCGCUUUCCAUGUGCACGAUCACACCAGCGGGUUGUUCAUCUCGCUCACAAGAGCUCCGUGGGAAUCUCGUGGAAAUCUGUUCACUGUCAAGCCGAUGAUUCUCUAGCCUCCCGCAGUUGUGCCUCACAAUCCUCGAUGAUGAACAGAUUCGACUGUGUUUCUGCUCUGCUGAAAGUCCUCCUGGCAGUCCAGACCGGGCGCAUUUGCUUUCUGAGCGGAUCUGAUGGCGCCGUGCGCAGCACAACACAGAUCUCACAUGAAGGGUUGGUGUCAUGUGUGGAGGGAUUCCCUCACGAUCUUACCUGUCCAACAUGGCCGCGUGGCACCCCUCGCUCAGCCUCCCUGUGGGCGAGCCAGCGCUGUCCAUACCGCAGCUACUCCCAGGCUCUUAAAUCUUCCUCUGCUGUCUUGUGUGCGCUGCUGACAGCCACAGCCUGGAACUGUGCUAUAAUGGCCUCUCUCUACCUUUCAGGAUGGCUUCCUUUCGGAUAUGCAGCGGACAUUAUCUCAACUGUUGAAUUUAACUGUUCGGGGGAGUUAUUAGCCACAGGAGACAAAGGGGGGAGAGUCGUCAUAUUUCAGCGAGAACAGGAGAGUAAAAACCGCCUACUCUCAAGAGGGGAAUACAACGUGUACAGCACCUUUCAGAGUCACGAGCCUGAGUUUGAUUACUUGAAAAGUUUAGAAAUCGAGGAGAAGAUCAAUAAAAUCAGAUGGCUCCCGCAACAGAAUGCUGCACACUUUCUCCUUUCUGCAAACGAUAAAACCAUCAAACUAUGGAAGAUCAGCGAAAGGGACAAACGAGCAGAAGGAUACAACCUUAAAGAUGAAGACGGAAGACUGCGAGAUCAGUUUCGAAUCACAACACUACGGGUUCCUGUGCUGAUGCCGAUGGACUUGAUGGUGGAAGCAAGCCCACGCAGAAUAUUUGCUAACGCACAUACAUAUCACAUCAAUUCCAUUUCAGUAAAUAGUGAUUAUGAAACAUACCUUUCUGCAGACGACCUCAGAAUAAACCUCUGGCAUUUAGAAAUCACAGAUAGAAGUUUUAACAUUGUAGAUAUAAAACCAGCCAAUAUGGAGGAGCUGACGGAGGUGAUAACAGCGGCCGAGUGUCACCCACACCAGUGUAACGCCUUUGUAUACAGCAGUAGUAAAGGAACCAUCCGCCUGUGUGACAUGAGGGCCGCCGCACUCUGCGAUAGACAUAGCAAAUUUUUUGAGGAGCCAGAAGAUCCCAGCAGCCGGUCGUUCUUCUCAGAAAUCAUCUCCUCCAUAUCUGACGUCAAGUUCAGCCACAGCGGUCGAUACAUGAUGACCCGCGAUUACCUCUCCGUUAAGGUUUGGGACCUGAAUAUGGAGAACCGGCCCGUAGAGACCUACCAGGUACACGAGUACCUACGUAGCAAGUUGUGCUCGCUCUACGAGAACGACUGCAUUUUCGACAAGUUUGAGUGCUGUUGGAACGGUUCAGACAGUGCCAUUAUGACGGGUUCCUACAACAAUUUCUUUAGGAUGUUUGACAGGAACACGCGCAGGGACAUCACACUGGAGGCAUCGAGGGAGAACAGUAAACCCCGUGCCAUGCUCAAACCCCGCAAGGUCUGCACCGGCGGCAAACGGAAGAAAGACGAAAUCAGCGUGGACAGCCUGGACUUCAACAAGAAGAUCCUACACACCGCCUGGCACCCGAAAGAGAACGUCAUAGCUGUGGCCGCCACCAACAACCUGUAUAUAUUCCAGGACAAAAUUAAUUAAAAAA
Messenger RNA from Sinocyclocheilus rhinocerous, 1777 nucleotides. Its product is annotated as serine/threonine-protein phosphatase 2A 55 kDa regulatory subunit B delta isoform. Gene Ontology annotation, cellular component: protein phosphatase type 2A complex. Bases 1 to 1773 code for a protein of 590 amino acids. Lineage: Eukaryota; Metazoa; Chordata; Actinopteri; Cypriniformes; Cyprinidae. The record is from RefSeq and is a predicted model, not a curated record. The transcript is spliced from 11 exons. Gene Ontology annotation, molecular function: protein binding; protein phosphatase regulator activity.